UUGGAUACUUGAAAUGUCUCUGUUUGGUGAGAACCUAAAACUGCAGAACUGAACUGAAACUCUUGGGAGGGGCUUCCCCGAAUUGUUUUCCAAGCAGCCUGAAGUCUGCCAGUCAAUAGAAGAAAUAUCGUCAGUGCAUGGCUGGACUGCUUGCCCCACCCUAUGGAGUUAUGGAAAGUGGUGGACGCAGCACUGACAGAAUGCCUGACAAAGAGAACAUAAGCAACAACUCUUUUGGAUCCAUCUCUAAACAUCUGAAUAAGGUCCCAUCUGAGAAAAUCCUGCGAGCGGGGAAGGUUCUCCGUGAUGCUAUCCUCUCCAGAGCUCCCCACAUGAUCCGAGACAGGAAGUACCACCUGAAGACAUACAAGCAAUGCUGUGUGGGAACAGAGCUGGUUGACUGGCAGAUGCAGCAGAGCUCCUCUGUUUACUCUCGCAUUCAAGCAGUGGGCAUGUGGCAGGUGCUGCUGGAGGAAGGUGUUCUCAACCACGUGGACCAGGAGCUGACCUUCCAGGACAAGUAUAUUUUCUACCGUUUCCUGGUUGAUGAGCAGGAAGACGCUCCCCUGCCCACUGAGGAGGAGACCAGGGAGAGCGAUGAGGAGCUGCAGGAUACCCUCCUCCUCCUCUCUCAGGUCGGCCCCGAUGCCCACAUGCGCAUGAUCCUGAGGAAACCUCCAGGACAGAGGACAGCGGAUGAUUUGGAGAUCAUUUAUGAGGAGCUGCUCCAUAUAAAGGCCUUAUCGCACCUAUCCAUCACUGUAAAGAGGGAACUAGCCAGUGUCCUGAUCUUUGAGUCCCAUGCCAAAGCAGGAACAGUGUUGUUCAAUCAAGGGGAGGAAGGCACAUCGUGGUACAUCAUUCUAAAGGGCUCUGUAAACGUUGUCAUUUAUGGAAAGGGGGUUGUUUGCACGCUGCAUGAGGGAGAUGACUUUGGGAAGCUUGCCCUGGUCAACGAUGCCCCCCGCGCCGCCUCCAUUGUCCUACGAGACGAUAACUGCCACUUCCUACGUGUGGACAAGGAGGACUUCAACCGGAUCCUGAGAGACGUGGAGGCCAACACGGUGCGUCUGAAGGAACAUGAUCAGGAUGUUCUGGUCCUGGAGAAGAGCCCCAGCAGCAGCCAGACCUCCACCCACGGCACCACCACCACCUCCCACUACAAAUACACUGUGAUGUCAGGGACACCAGAGAAGAUUCUGGAGCACUUCCUAGAAAUGAUGCGACUGGACUCUCACCUCAACGAAUCAGACCCAGCUCUGGACGACUUUGUGCUCAUGCACUGCGUCUUCAUUCCUAACAGCCAGCUGUGUCCAGUGCUCAUGGCCCACUACCACGCUGAGGCGUCCCAGGGCUCAGAACAGGAGCGUCUGGACUACACCUUGAACAACAAGAGGAGGGUGAUCAGGCUGGUGCUGCAGUGGGCCUCAGUACAUGGAGAUCACCUUCAGGAGGAGGACGCCUCACUAGCCUUCCUAGAGGAGUUCUUUGUGUCUGUAUCUGAUGAUGCCAGUGUGAUUCCUGCUCUGAAAGAUCAACUCCCAGAGUUAGAGAAGAUAGUUAAAAACAGCUCUGAUGAUGCAAGAUCUUCUCCAAAAAAGCACAAAGUCCUGUUGCGGCAGUUCAGCAUGGGGGAUGAGAAGCUGCAGAAACGACAGGUCAUCAAGAGUAAUGAUGAGAUCCUGUUCAAAGUGUACUGCAGUGACCACACCUACACCACCAUCCGGGUCCCCGUGGCCGCCUCAGUCAGAGAGGUCAUCAGCGCUGUGGCCGACAAGCUGGGGUCAGCGGAGGACCUCCUCCUGGUCAACCUCAGUUCGGCCGGAGAUAAAGUGGUGCUGAAGCCCAACGAUAUUUCAGUCUUCUCCACGCUCAGCAUCAAUGGCCGUCUGUUUGUCUGCCCCAGGGAUCAACUGGAUUCAUUGACACCCUUGCCAGAGCAGGAAGGGCCCUCCACUGGCUCCAUGGGCAGCUUUGAGUUGAUGAGCUCUAAAGACCUGGCCUAUCAGAUGACUGUCUACGACUGGGAACUCUUCCACUGUGUACAUGAGCAUGAGCUGAUCUACCAUACGUUUGGGAGGCAGAACUUCAAGAAGACCACGGCCAACAUGGACCUGUUCCUCAGGAGGUUCAAUGAGAUCCAGCUGUGGGUGAUCACAGAGAUCUGUCUGUGUACUCAGCUCAGCAAGCGCGUUCAGAUGCUCAAGAAGUUCAUCAAGAUCGCUGCCCACUGUAAGGAGUAUAAGAACCUCAACUCCUUCUUCGCUAUCAUUAUGGGCAUGAGCAACCCAGCCGUGAGCAGACUGAGUCAGACCUGGGAGAAACUACCCAGCAAAUUCAAGAAAUUUUACAGCGAAUUUGAAAGCUUAAUGGACCCGUCCAGGAACCACCGGGCGUAUCGGCUCACUGUGGCCAAGCUGGACCCACCCAUCAUUCCCUUCAUGCCGCUGCUGAUCAAAGACAUGACAUUCACUCAUGAUGGAAACAAGACGUUAAUUGACAGUUUGGUCAAUUUUGAGAAAAUGCGAAUGAUCGCUAAUACAGUGAGGAUUGUGAGAUACUGCAGAAGUCUGCCAUUCAGUGCAGAGACAUCUCAGACCAGUAAGAACCACCCGGAUGUGCGGAGCUACGUGCGCCAGCUGACUGUUAUUGACAACCAGAGAACACUGUCUCAGCUCUCCCAUAGACUGGAGCCUCGCAGAACCUGAAUCCUCCCUGGACACUUGAAGGACACUGGACAGACACUGGACAGACACAUGUCACAUGCUGCUACUCUACUGCCAAAAAUAAGCUUGCUUUAUAAAGUAUGUUAUACUAAUACACACACAUACUACAUGGAACUUCACAUUAUUACAUGGAUAGUCAAGUAUCAUUUUAGAUGCUACAGCUACAGAGUUAAUCAGCUCCACCUUCAACAGUAUUUCAAAUGUCACUAUAAUUUCUGCUUCUUUGUUUCCUUUAUGUGUAUUGUUUUCAUUUUUAUAAACAAUUGGCAGCAGUCUGGUUUAAAUUAAAGGAUAUUUUGGAAAUAAUCAUCCAUUAGAUUGUUGCACAAAUCUAUGUCAAGUUGAUGUUAGUAAGGAAACUUUCCGAAUGGAAACAUUGGCUCUUAUUUCACUCCCUGACCUGAAUUACAAAUCCUGAUAUUCAGUUGUGGUUUCAUAUCUUUUUUUGUAAAUCAGAUUAUAUUUAUACAUAUUUUAGUUUGUGGUUUUUUAUUACACAUUGUACAAUGUAUUCAUAUAUUUAUUAUGACCUCAGCAUGCAAUGAUUUGAGAUGUUGGGCUGGAUAUAUGUGAGCACAUUCCUCUAUAAAAGUCUGAGGUAACUAUUGUCUGCAAUAUUUUUUCCCAUGUUUAUUCUGUAAAUAUUAAAAACGAAUUAAAUGUA
This is a messenger RNA of Coregonus clupeaformis (lake whitefish), 3390 nucleotides long. Its product is annotated as rap guanine nucleotide exchange factor 4-like. The record is from RefSeq and is a predicted model, not a curated record. Gene Ontology annotation, molecular function: guanyl-nucleotide exchange factor activity. Gene Ontology annotation, cellular component: plasma membrane. Gene Ontology annotation, biological process: Ras protein signal transduction; positive regulation of GTPase activity. The coding region runs from base 138 to 2708 and encodes 856 amino acids. Lineage: Eukaryota; Metazoa; Chordata; Actinopteri; Salmoniformes; Salmonidae. The transcript has 27 exons.